CAAUUUCCUGGAAUGUCUAUCUCCCGAGGCAUUUGUUCGAAUUCUCAAAGUGACCAGGCCGCUCAUGCCAAUUUUUGGUAUUGCGUUCCUCUUAGUCGCAUGAAAUGGAUGAAUUGAUUGAUUGAUUGUUAUUUUUCCCAAGUCCGGGAGGGGUAACAAGAAAUCUAAGGCUCCUCCUAAAUCAAAAUUCACCGGCGGCUCUCAGGAUUUGUAUUUCAGAAGUUCUCUUCUCCGAUACUGCGGUGGGGAGAAAAGAUUGAUGGAAGUUGACAAGAGAAGAAUGGGUGGUGGCAACAACAUAAGCUCAGUAUUCUAUGCAGACUCAUACCAUCCCAUUCAAGCUGGCAGCAUAGACGGGACAGAUAUUCUUCCUCACGAUAAUGCUGUUUAUCGAGCUCUUCUCUGUUCCUCUGCUGGCCUCUACGACCCAUUUGGCGAUCCCAAGGCCACGGGCGACCCAUAUUGCACUGUCUUCGUAGGCCGCCUCUCUCGCCUCACCACAGAAGAAACCCUUCGCAAAGUUAUGAGCAAGUAUGGUCGGGUGAAGAACUUACGCUUGGUUAGGGAUAUUGUAACUGGAGCCUCCCGUGGCUAUGCUUUUGUUGAGUAUGAAACUGAAAGUGAGAUGCGGCGUGCUUAUGAGGAUGCUCAUCAUUCUAUUAUUGAUGAUUGUGAAAUUCUAGUUGAUUAUAACAGACAGCAGUUGAUGCCUGGGUGGAUUCCUAGAAGGUUAGGUGGUGGCCUUGGUGGUAAGAAGGAAUCUGGACAACUUCGUUUUGGGGGAAGGGAAAGGCCAUUUCGAGCUCCUCUGAGACCAAUACCAUACAAGGAUUUGGAGAGGCUUGGCAUUCCACCACCUCCUGAAGGAAGAUACAUGUCACGCUUUCAGAUCCCAUCACCUCCUGGAAUUAAAAAGGGUGAUCUAGACAGGGAAGAAGGCUCUCGUAGAAGGAGUUCAAAUAAUAGGAUCGAAGGUGCCAUCAAAUCUCUUGCUGAUGGGAAUUGUAAGGGUAAUUCAAUUCACCGAGAGGACUAUGCUCAUCAAAGGAGCUAUGUGGAAAGGAGAGAGGAGAGAGAUGGGCAUUACUAUUGUAGGAGUUUCUCUGACAAGGAGCGUCAUUCCAGGAGAUCUGAUGAAAGGAGGGAACACUCUCGGAAAAGGAAAGAAAGAGACGAACACUCUACAAGGAGGCCAAAAUGUGGCCGUCAUUCUCAUCGUGACGAAUAAUGGUCAAUUCUUCAUCAUCCAACCUCUGUACAGUUCAUUCAAGGUGAGAUAUAUGGUGCUGAGUAUGGAAACUUAGGUUAACCUAUUCAGCUGAACCAAUAAGCCGUUACACUAUCACUUUGACCAGUUUAAUAAAAUGUUUUGUUUACAACUAGUUUGAUCAUGAUUCAACUACAUUUUUUACCAUUAAUCCUUGAAUCAGUGUGUUGACUGAUUUUAUAACCAAUCCAGUGUCUAGUACCUUGAUUACA
Molecule: messenger RNA, 1479 nt
Organism: Prosopis cineraria
Lineage: Eukaryota; Viridiplantae; Streptophyta; Magnoliopsida; Fabales; Fabaceae
Product: U11/U12 small nuclear ribonucleoprotein 35 kDa protein-like
Exons: 8
Coding region: 260-1228 (322 amino acids)
Biological process (GO): mRNA splicing, via spliceosome
Cellular component (GO): U12-type spliceosomal complex; precatalytic spliceosome
Molecular function (GO): snRNA binding; mRNA binding
Source: RefSeq, a predicted model, not a curated record